Pipistrellus nathusii (Nathusius's pipistrelle) is the source of this 1428-nucleotide messenger RNA. The record is from the annotation of a GenBank genome assembly. Lineage: Eukaryota; Metazoa; Chordata; Mammalia; Chiroptera; Vespertilionidae.
AUGACCAGGGGUGCUUGGAUGUGUCGGCAGUAUGACGACGGCUUAAAAAUCUGGUUGGCGGCACCCCGGGAGAACGAGAAACCGUUCAUCGAUUCGGAGAGGGCUCAGAAAUGGCGACUGUCUCUGGCAUCUCUCUUGUUUUUCACCGUCCUGCUCUCUGAUCACUUGUGGUUUUGCGCCGAGGCCAAGCUGACCCGAACCCGGGACAAGGAGCAUCAGCAGCAGCAUCAGCAGCAACAGCAUCAGCAUCAGCAGCGGCAGCAACAGCAGAGGCAGCAGCGGCAGCAACAGCAGCAGCGGCCACGGCCGCAGGAGCCCUCCUGGCCCGCGCUCCUGGCGAGCAUGGGGGAGUCCUCGCCCGCUGCUGCCCAGGCGCUCAGACUGCUCUCCGCCUCCUCCUCGUCCCCCACCCUGCCCCCUUCCCCGGGAGACGGCCACAGCAGAGGCGGAGGAGGCAAGGGCAGCGGGGGCAAAAGCAACCGGAGCAAGGCUCUUUUUCUAGGAAACUCUGCCAAGCCCGCCUGGCGCCUGGAGACUUGUUACCCCCAAGGCGCGUCCUCGGGCCAGUGCUUCACGGUGGAGAGCGCGGACGCCGUGUGCGCCAGGAACUGGAGUCAGGGGGUGGCGGCGGCCCGGGGGGAGGAGCAGCGGCGGCAGCAGCAGCAGCAGGUGAGAGGGACACGUCCAAGUCCACUCUGGAACUUGUCGGAUUUUUACCUUUCGUUUUGUAAUUCCUACACACUCUGGGAGUUGUUCUCGGGGCUGUCCAGCCCCAGCACGUUGAACUGUAGUCUGGAUGUGGUGCUCAAGGAGGGCGGCGAGAUGACCACCUGCAGGCAGUGCGUCGAGGCUUACCAAGACUACGACCACCACGCUCAGGAGAAGUACGAAGAGUUCGAGAGCGUGCUCCACAAAUACUUGCAAUCGCAGGAGUACUCGGUGAAAUCCUGUCCCGAGGACUGUAAGAUUGUCUACAAAGCCUGGCUGUGUUCCCAGUACUUUGAAGUCGCACAGUUUAACUGCAGAAAGACAAUUCCUUGCAAGCAAUACUGUUUGGAAGUUCAGACGAGGUGUCCGUUUAUAUUGCCCGACAAUGACGAAGUCAUCUACGGGGGACUCUCCAGUUUCAUCUGUACAGGGCUCUACGAGACCUUUCUCACCAAUGAUGAACCAGAAUGCUGUGACGUCAGGAGACAGGAGCCAAAAAGCAACCCAUCCAAAGGAGAGGUGGAGAACAGUGGCUCCCGUCACAGGACGUCGCUCCCAGUUUCCUCAGCUACAAGAUUGUGCAACAGCAGACUCAAACUGUGUGUCCUGGUACUGAUUCUCUUACAUACAGUGCUCACAGCCUCAGCUGCACAGAACACCACGGCGCUGAGCUUUGGAGGCAUCAACACGCUGGAGGAAAGCUCGGCCAACGAGGAGUAG